UUGUAGAUUCCGGUUUCUCACUGCAUUCAUUCUGCUGUUGUCCGUACGUCAGUCAACCGGUUAUUGUCUGUCACACAAAACCUGCAAAAUAAACAAUUAAAAGCAUUGAACACAAAAAAAGUUUUGUGUUUGCUGUUUCUGAUUCGUUGCUGAUAACGAUCAUUCGCGUUGGUAGAAGGGGUAACGUGGAAUACCAAGUGCCGGCAUUUAGAAUAGCCUCCAAUCCCAUCACCAUUCUUCCAGUGGGACGCAUCCCCCUUGAAGUGUAAUAAAGUGCUGUUCCAUCAUUCGUGUAAACCACGUGCUAUUUAGUGUGCAGUCAUUAACAACAGGCAUAAUUACUAGCAGAAAGUGUUAAAUAAAGCAACAAAAUGGUGUGUGCUUCGAAAUUGAAAGAUCUGGCAUUAAAGCUGUUCGAAAUCAAUGCAUUCAAGUUUGGUGACUUCAAAAUGAAGGUGGGCAUCAACUCGCCGGUAUACUUCGAUUUGCGGGUAAUCGUAAGCCACCCGGAUGUGAUGGACACUCUAGCGGAUUUGUUGCAGGAGUUCAUUGUGGAUAGCAAGCUGAACUCCUCUGGGACACAUUUGUGUGGCGUACCCUACACAGCACUACCGGUGGCAACGCUUAUUUCAAUUAAGGCCAAUAAACCGAUGCUGAUACGUCGUAAGGAGGCAAAAAAAUAUGGCACCAAAAAGUUGAUCGAGGGCAAAUUCAAUGCUGGUGACAAGUGUCUCAUCAUUGAAGAUGUGGUGACGUCCGGGUCGAGCAUCUUGGAAACCGUCGAAGAUCUCCGUUCGGAGGGAUUGAUCGUAACCGAUGCGAUUGUGGUGGUCGAUCGUGAACAGGGUGGUGCACAGAACACGGAAGAGCGUGGCGUCCGUAUGCACUCGCUGUACACGCUGUCCUAUCUGCUGCAAACCAUGCUGGAAGCGAAACGUAUCGAGGAGAGUACGGUGAAGGCGGUCGCCAAGUAUAUCGAGGCGUGCCAAAUCCGUAGUGAUGGUUCGUUCAUCAAGAAUGGUACUACGGUUGUGAACGAUCUGAGCCGCACUAGGAUGAGCUUCGAGGCACGGACAGAUCUGGCCAAGUGUCCCCUAGCGAAGGAGCUAUUUAAGCUGAUGGCAACGAAAAAAACCAUGCUCUGUCUAGCAGCGGAUCUGACCAGCAGUGAGGAAAUUCUUAACCUUGCUGAUGCGGUCGGCCCGUACAUAUGUGUGCUGAAAACCCACUGUGACAUUAUAGCGGACUUUAGCGAGCAGUUCGUACGAUCGUUGCAGUCGCUCGCACGGCAGCACAACUUUCUGCUAAUGGAGGAUCGCAAAUUUGCUGACAUUGGUAAUACGGUCGCACAGCAGUACGUUGGCGGGCUGUACCGAAUCGCUGACUGGGCCGAUUUGGUUACCGUACACGCAUUGCCGGGCCAAGGCAUACUGAAGGGUUUGAAGUCGGCUAUCAAUGCGGAUCGACCGCUUGCAUCGCGCGCUGUCUUUCUGCUUGCCGAAAUGAGUACCGACGGUGCACUGACGGACGAAAAGUAUUCGACGGCAACGGUUAAGAUGGCCACCGAGAUGGAUACCGAUUUUGUGGCAGGUAUCGUUUGUCAAAGUAAGGAUCUGGUUGCAUCGCCCGGUUUGCUACAGCUUACGCCGGGUGUUAAACUGCAGGAAGGUGUUGAUGGACUCGGUCAACUGUACGAUAGCCCGGAACGGGUGGUCAAGGAACGCGGUGCUGAUGUGUGCGUCGUUGGGCGUGGGAUUAUAUCGUCGAAAACGCCCUCGGAAACUGCCCGAAUCUAUCGCGAUCGAUUGUGGGAGGCUUACCAGGAGCGGAUUGGGGUGGAAAAGAAUGGUGCCGCGAAUUGACGAUUUACUAAAAUCGGGCCAAUACGGUCGAAACAUUCAACUGAUAUCCUGAAGAGUUUUACAAUAGCAAUAGUGAUGAAGAUUAUAAGUACAUCCCGGAUACAACCACUUACGAAAAGACAACGAAGAUCGAUUUAUCAUUUGAAACCCAUUGUGAUAUGUUUGAAAUAUUUCUUUAUUGAACAAAAUACACCAUGCCUUUAUUAUGUACAGAAAAUCAA
Molecule: messenger RNA, 2083 nt
Organism: Anopheles funestus (African malaria mosquito)
Lineage: Eukaryota; Metazoa; Arthropoda; Insecta; Diptera; Culicidae
Gene: r-l
Product: uridine 5'-monophosphate synthase
Exons: 3
Coding region: 372-1862 (496 amino acids)
Biological process (GO): 'de novo' UMP biosynthetic process; 'de novo' pyrimidine nucleobase biosynthetic process
Molecular function (GO): orotate phosphoribosyltransferase activity; orotidine-5'-phosphate decarboxylase activity
Source: RefSeq, a predicted model, not a curated record